AUUCUGAAGGACACAGUCUAUCGAAAACUGUGAAUAUGUAAACAAACAUUAGGGAAUCUUGAAUAACAGCAUUAUGUAUCAAAUAAAUGUAAUUGACAAUGUUGGGGACACUAUUUCUGUUUUGGAGUAGCAAUUACAUGUACGUGCACACGUUUGGUGGUCUGGAGUAUAAUCUGAUGUAAAUUAAUAAAACAUGUGCUGGGAUUUUCUUAAAAUGAGUGACACGCAGUCUGCUCGGAAUGUAAGAAAGAAGAAGUAUCAGGAAGAACAAAAGCAGGGAGGAAUUUUCCGGAACUUAUUGGACUCUUUACGAUUUCGCGGGAAGAAGAUGGGCGCUGUGUUAGGAUUGGUCGACACAAAACUGACUCCCUUCCAGAAAAAGAAACUUCUCCACGAAUUUACGGUGUUCUUUGAUUUGAAUAAGGAUGGGAAGCUUGAAUGGAAGGAUUUUGAUAUGGCUAGAGAGAAAAUUUGUGAAAUGAGCGGUUGGAAGCCGGGGACAGACAAGUUCAUCCAAACACACGAGCUGUUCGUAACAAUAUGGCGGAAGUUACAGGACGAAGGUGACGAGAACAACGAUGGACUCAUCACAGCGGAGGAGUGGCUUCGAAUGUGGCAAAAAUUCAACGAGCAAUGCCUGAAGCAGGCCAGCAAGGCCGACGAGGUCUCCUACGAACGGAAACUUCCGGACUGGCUAGAGAAGUACAUCCGGUACAAGUUUGACCUUUUUGACCGCACGGGGGACGGGUAUCUGGACUGUGAUGAGUUUGAGUAUGUACUUGGAGAUUUCGGAGUUCCCGCCAGAGAUGCACGCUCCGCCUUCCUGAUGAUAUCACAGAAUAAUGAGAAGAAAGUGGACUUUGAAUACUAUAAAGACCUAUGUACUGACUACUUCCGGUCAAAUGACCCUAGUGCACUUGGGAAUUUUAUAACGGGCAAACUAGUGUUCAGCGAUACAUGAUUCUCAUGAUUCUGGAACCGAAAUCCUGAUGAAAUGUACUCCAAGAACACUUACUUGGGUGAUGAUGCGAGGAAAAUGAUUAUGAUGACGUCAUAUUGACAGUCAUGUGAUUCUGAAAGUUCGGAUGAAUUUACAACAUAGACUUAAUACACGAUGUGAACCAAUUUCACGUGUUGAAAUCUACAGGAUAAUGUUUCGUUUUAUGUGGUUAGGGGAGAUUGAUUUUGGACAAAUGUUAUUUUCUUAAAGAAAAAAAUUCAUGCUGAAAUGCUAUAGUUAAUGCACGAUAUUAUUGCUUGUAAAGCCUGCUUAUCUUAACACAAUGUUCAUACCAUGUAUGCAGUUUGUGAAGCUGCUUUGUUUUAUUUUACUUGGGAUGGUGAGUAUCUGCCCCUAUGAAGUAUAGAAAUAAUAAAGCUCUCCCUACUAUUGACUUUUUGUUGUUAGAAAUGGUUUUCUUGAGAACGUCGUGGUACUCAAGAAACACUGCUAUAAGUGAUAAAUUUGGUCUAGACAUCAUAGUACUAUUCACAAUACAGCUUUUAUCUUUUUAAGUUCAAUGAACAUACAUAUCUCCUUUGAACUGAAUUAAAGGAGCUGAUCGCUAAUAAAACGCAUUGCUAAAAAUGACUGAUCAACAAUUCAAAUUAAUGUUGUUAAAAUGUGUAAAUUAUAUAGAUAAUGUGUAAAUUUAUAUUUUUAAUACAACAUUAUCAAAUAAUUUGAGUUUUGAGCAUUUGAGAUAGUUGUUUUUUUUGCUCU
This is a messenger RNA of Magallana angulata, 1723 nucleotides long. Its product is annotated as calexcitin-2-like. Bases 194 to 961 code for a protein of 255 amino acids. NCBI's taxonomy places the organism in Eukaryota, Metazoa, Mollusca, Bivalvia, Ostreida, Ostreidae. The transcript is spliced from 7 exons. The record is from RefSeq and is a predicted model, not a curated record. Gene Ontology annotation, molecular function: calcium ion binding.